Molecule: messenger RNA, 9265 nt
Organism: Schistosoma haematobium
Lineage: Eukaryota; Metazoa; Platyhelminthes; Trematoda; Strigeidida; Schistosomatidae
Product: PRP38 pre-mRNA processing factor 38 domain-containing protein B
Exons: 4
Coding region: 267-785 (172 amino acids)
Cellular component (GO): precatalytic spliceosome
Source: RefSeq, a predicted model, not a curated record
CUAAUUUCAAAAUAUCCGUCAAACUCUACAACUUUAUUUUGACUAAGAACCUAAACUCAUUUGAUUGUUACCAUAAUAUUGGAGAUUGUAGAACGGCACAAAGGCGGCUAUUUCAAUAGUCAGGCGUUUAAGGGCUGGCUUGAUUUAUAAGUAUAUCUGACACUCGUUCUUCCUUUAAUAGUGUACCCAACCUUCGGAAAAUCUAGUGUUAGUGUCAAUUUGUUUGCUACUGGACCUUAGAGACGUCCAGUUAAAAAGUAGUCAGGAUGGUGUCAGGCCUUCCUCAAAUGGGACUUCUUGGUACGGUGGAUGAAGAUGAACAAGCACCUCGUGGAAAUAUUUUAAAACUUUGGGGGAACCCACAAACUAUGAAUUUAAACACAAUGAUUUAUACGAACAUUGCUCAGUCCCCAUACUUCAAAGCCAACUUGGUCGAGCUGAAAACGUACCAUGAAGUUAUCGAUGAAAUAUAUUACAAGGUUGAACAUUUAGAACCAUGGGAACGUGGGAGUCGACGUAUAGGGGGUCAAACAGGUAUGUGUGGUGGGGUACGUGGAGUGGGUGCUGGUGGUAUCGUGUCAACGGCUUAUUGUCUUUUGUAUAAACUUUUCACUUUAAAGCUUACAAGAAAACAACUCAAAGGCCUCCUCGAUCACCCAGAUUCUCCAUACAUACGUGCGCUGGGCUUCAUGUACAUAAGAUAUUGCAUUCCCCCUGAGGACUUUUGGUGGUGGUACUCACCUUAUUUGAGCGAUUCUGAGUACUUCCUGAUUCACUCGGGUUGAUGGUCUUUUCGGGUCAGUCGUCUAGCCUAUGUUACUUGUAAGGAAUUAGAUGUUUUUUUUUGUUGUUUCCCCCUGGAUUACAUGUUACUUUUUGUCUUUUAGGAACUAGAUGUGAAGGCGGGAGGCGGUUGCAUUAUGACGAUAGGGAAUAUGUUAGAACACUGGUUAACUAAACUAGAUUGGUUCUCUACCCUAUUUCCACGUAUUCCUGUCCCGGUUCAAAAGAAACUGGAAGAAAAAAUGAGACUUCGCAAAUGCCAGGCCCUUUUGGAAGUUGGUUCUGUUCAAGGAAAGGAAAGUAAGAGGCUCUCAGAUCGAAAUCGCGACGGUUCACAUCAUAAGUCAGGUGGGCACUCCCACAGACAUGAAAAACAUAGGUAAGUGAACGUGUUUUGUAUACACCACUGACUGAUUACUUAUUUUGGUUGACGAUUUAAUUUCCCUGUUACGGUGUUGCCUAAAAUACAAAUGGCUGUCAGCAUUCACCGGACAUUCUAAAUGUCAGACACUAUGUUGUGAACGUCUAGUCUAUAAAUAUCAGUAGGUCCUGUCAUUGUCCACCUACUUAGGUUUCUAUAUCCCAUAAUUUGUUUGAAGGAGCGACCCUAAGAUGUACAUCACUCAGCCCUGGUUCUAAACGUGACCUCUGGGAUCAACACCACAGACUAUAUUGAUACCAGCCAUCCUUGUAGAGGUUCAGUAUAAUACUGCUCUCUUUCGGAUCACUGAUUUGGAUUCCUACUUUGUUUUGGUCAUAAGGGAUUCUGUUUUAUUGAAUACAGAAAGGUGAACAAAAACACGUUUUAGAGCUCAUCUCAAUGGAAAGAUAAUAUCCAUACAACUGUUAAUAAGACCCUGAUAUUUGCCGCCAACUGGAAAUGUUAAAAAAUUAAGUGGGUUUUGAAAACCACCAAAUUGAUUGCUGCCCGAGUACUUGCCUUGGCAGCCUUAGUGAAUGACAAGAAGCAAAGAACGCAAACUGAAACUAACUAAAGGUUCGCGCGAUAAUCGUAAAGGAACUAAAAUAGAAGAGAUGUAUAAAGCAACGGAUAUAGAUAAUGGUGUAUAAACACACGAAUUUCAGCGAACUUAUUAUCAAACUGUACAGCCGUAUAUCUAUGUGAGAUUUUUUCAUGUUAAAGUACUAGUCCCAUGAGGACAUAUGAACAAGGAAUAACCAUGAUGACGCAAUUGAAAGAUUAUUAUGCUGGAUUACGUAAUAUGAGUAAUAACAAUAGACUUGAUGUUAGUAACGAAUUUAAAUGUUCAGUAAGAUGAUUAAAAUGUUUUUGUUACAAUAAUUAAAGGUAUAUAACUUUGUGACUCAUCAGUGAGACAAGUAUUGGGAAGUCAACUGUUAGCGAAACAAUUUCGGGAAAAGCUGAAACCGUAACCCACCAUUACCAAGUUACUUCAAUGCGAGAUGGGGUUAGUCGAAUUAAUAUCAAUGUUUUAGUAACAUUUUCCUCCAUGAAAUCUGCACAGUAGAAUAUAGUAGUUACCUUAGUAUUUUACUCUUAAAUUGUGAAACUUAGUUGUCAUUGCCGUUUAAAAUCGAAAUAUGUAUUUAACUUUAAUUCCAAAAGUUUCAUACAUUCUUUAACUGAUGAUUUUGUGCAGCCCGAAUAAACGGGUUAAGAUAUUACUUCGUUCCAGGGCAAAGUUACUGAGUGCUUGCCGGGGUCAAGAUUUUGUUAUCUACGGAGUAAACAUAAUUGCUCGUUUUACUUGAGGGAACUAGUUUGUGUAAUUUGUGGAGCAAUUUAUUUUCGUGUACGCAUUACUGCUUAUUCAAAGUGUUAAUUUUCGUCUUCAGGUCUGAUCGUGAUAAACGCAGACAUCAUUCUCGACGGUCUAGAUCUAGAUCACGUGAACGUCGUCAUUCGAAAACCCCAACCGAACGAGAAAGUUCAUUUGAACGAGAUUUAAAGCGUGCACGAGAGAGACAAGAACGUGAUCGACGUAGAAGUCGAAGUUAGAUUAACUGAUUCUUAAUUAUGUGUAUUUAAUGUCCUCAUUAGUAUUUAAUUGAUUGAUAAAAUUCCUUACUUUUGUUUUCAUUGUAUUUGUAUUGACUAAAAACAAUAAAAACUGUAUUAUAAUUUGUUUAUUGCUGUUAGUCAUCUCACGGACCUACUUUAGUAAUUCCUUUGCACCUACCUUGUAUUGAUUGUGUUAAAUCUACGGUAACUGCUAAACAUUUGAUUACUUCGCCACACACUGUACCACCAACCUUCUUCAGGCAUUUCAUAGUCCUACCGGUUCAGUUACUCAUAGCAUCCGAAUUCAGAACGAACCGUGAAACUAAUGGUUCGAUAAUUUGUGAUAAAUUUCGAUUAUUUCCAUAAUGCAUGCCCUAUCCAACCUCAACGUCCUUCCUGAUUUCUUCCUCACCUUUAAGCUAGCUUGUUCUCUGCCACAGUUAAUUAUUGCUGAUGGUCUCCGGUCAGUAGAUUUGAAGCAUCUUACGUAGACGGCUGUUUGUAAUAACCUGAACCUUUUUGGUGAUGGUUGUAGUGGUUCUCCAAGUCUCAGCAUUGUAUGACAGAACCGUUUCAACGUUUUGUGUUGAAAAUUCUCACUUUUGUCUUAAGUGAUUGUCUUUUUAAGUCCCAAAUAUUCUUCAGUUGUAGGAAUGCUGUUGCUUUGCUAGUCCGUCCCUCACAUCUACAUCAGUUCCUCCUUGUUUAUCAAUGAUAUUACCCAGGUACGUAAACUUUUCCACCCCUUUUAGAGCUACACCUUUGAGAGUUAAUUGGUUGAUGCUCACUGUGUUUUACUUUAGGAUGUCGAUUUUUUCUUUGUGAAUGUUGAGGCCUACUGCUGCGGAAGCCGCUGCUGCAGUUUAUCUUUGUCUGCAUUUGUUGCUGUGUAUGGGACAAAAGUCCCAAGUUGCCCAGCUGCAACCAUGGUAUCCACCGUAUUCCUUGCUUCUACUGGAACGUGGAGUUCUUCAUAAUCCAGCCAACAACCAGAAAUACAAAAGGUGACAGGUAAUCUUGUCGGACAUCAGUCUUGACUUGGAAUGCAUCUUGUGUGGCGCAUAUGUAUUUGGUGCCCAUUUGUACCAAUAUUUGUGUUCAAACAAAUAAAAAAUAGUAAGCUGCCGUCCAUGAGCUAUUUUACGACUCAUUCCUUAGGAGUCCAAUAUGAUGGUGAUGGUCUUAUCAGGUACUCUAUAGUGUCGAAUAAUCCACAAAGUUAGCAUGUCUACGCCGUCGAAUAUUCUCUCCUAAUCAAGGAAGUUGAUGAGUUUCAUUCAGUUGACUACUCAACAAUAGUCCGAAAUGUUUUGUGGUCGGUACGUGAUCGGUCUUUACACAUAAAUAUUCUAGUGCCUCGUUGUACCAAUUUUUGUGUUUAAAUAAAUAAAUGUAUCGUAUAGUUGUCUCAUAUUCCUUUCCCUGAAACUUUCCUUGCUGUUGUUAGGUUCUCUACAUAUUUCCACAUGUCAAGUGUAAUGUUUUUCUUCACUCGUUUGCUUGCUUCUGUACAUUCGGCCUGUGUGCUGGCUCUCUCUUCUCUUGUGCAGCUUUUGCUGCUUAACUUUCUUUUUCUGUCUUGUGUCUUCCUCAGGGUACCGAUGGAGAUGUACUCUUUAUGCUGGCUCUUCUUUAAGCUCAACACCUAGUAUGCUAAAGUUAUUGUUUCUUUCAUUCAUUCCUAGUUGUUCUCAUUGGGGUUUCUUCUGGUAGGUCUUAUAAAGUUUGGAACUUGUUGCUGAGAGCUAUCCUGAAUUUUAUCAGCUUGUUAGCAUAUCAGUUUGUGUUAAACCUUUGUAAUGCUUUCUGUCAAGUUGUCCAAUGCUUCUUUAGCCUCAGUUUCAACUUUCCCACUAUCAGGUGAUCUGGAACUGUAUUAGCUUCCCGCAUUGUUUUUAAGUCUUCCAUGGGCUUUCCGGACUUUAUGUUGAUUCAUAUGUGACUGAUGUGGUUCUCUGUAGUCUGGUCCGGUGAAACCUCUAGCUUUAUGUAUAUGGGUUUGUAGAGAAAAUGGUACUACCCAUAACCAUAUCGUUUAAUGCACAUGGAUUUCCCGAUCUCUCACCAUUCUUGUUCCUCCUAGUUUAUAUCACCCUGUGAUAUAUUCUUACCUGGUGUUGUCCAUCUCGACCUUGCUGUUUAGGUCCCUCACCAGUAUGGUCCUUCCGGUCCUUAACAUUGUUUGGACAUUCCAUUUACCUAUACUAAUUUUUGCUCUGGUUGUCAGAAGGAACGUCGACCUCAUAACUUUUGGAGAAUCUCGGCUUUUUCCAUGAGCGUCAUAACUCUUCUAUAUGAAGACCCUUCAGUUACCAGGGUAGGGUCCAAGUUAUUUUUUUCUGGUUAGUUUUUUUCUAACAAUAUUCUGUUUUGUAGGGUGGGGUUGUUAACCCCAUGCUUGAGACCGGCAGUAAAGCUAAAAGAGCUCCAGGCGGUCUGUGUUCUGUAGCAUAAAGGGCCUCAUGGUGACCAAUAGUGAUCACCUGAUCAAACAUGGGCAUUCCAGGUCUCAACCAUGUAGGGUUGUCAUAAUAUUUUUUCUAUGAGCUAGAUGCUUCGAUAUGUAUAAAUCAACAUCAAAAGCAUUUUCACACUCAAAUUUUACUGUGUUCUAAGGAUCAAAUGGUCUGUAAUUUAUUCAUUGGUCAUGUACAAUACUCGUCUUCAUUUUUCAGUCAUGGCAUUAAGAUGUGGUUAAUCAAUAUUUUGACCUUAAAUUCUUGGGGUUCAUUGGCUGGAGAUGUAUUUCGCACGGUUUGUAUGUAUCAAAUAUGUGAUACAUGAGUACGAUAUAGCAUAGUUUCAUUCUAGUGUUGGGGAUGCUGAAUCCUCAAAUACUGCAAUUAAUAAGAAAUCCAUCUUAAAGUUCACAUUUUUAUUUAAAAUGAAAUUUGUUCAUUUGUACUAUAUUUUUAUGAGUUAUAAUCCAUUCGAUAUGAAGUUAGUUUCUUUGGUUUUUGAUUAAUUUCCGUUAUAUGGAUUAAUUCACUGGUUUUGUUUUGAGUGACGGUUGCUCAGUUGAUGAACUCUGUCAUGAAUAAUCGGCGGAUCUAAUCGGUAUAUAACUGAACUGAUUCGAAUGUAAUUUAAUUUUGCUGGGAUCCUCUUAUUGACAAGGUUUUUCUUUCUUCCAUUGUGCGGCUGAUUAUCGUUGAAAUGUAAUAUUAAUCCUCCGGUCUAUUUAGUGUCUAUAUAUACCGUUUCGUGUUGGAAGAAUCUCCCAGACCCCCAUCAUUUGAAAUAAACAUACCCGAUCUCAAUCGAAAACGUUUGGAUUCACGGUCUUCAGAUUAGUGAGAUUUUAUUAUUACUCAAGAUGAAGUUCCUGUUAAUGGUUAUUCGAUUUCAUGAGUCGAGUAGAACCCAUGCCUUCAUGAAUAAUAAUUUAUGGAGGAAUAAAGAAAUCUGUACUUGGUUAGAUCUUGGAGUUUUUCUGGAAACUGAACUUCAAUAUGUUUUUUACUGAAUCAACUAUUUACUUGCUAUAUAAACAUAUCUCAUGCAUUCAGACUAGAACAACCUAAUAAAUGUGACUCAGCAUAAGUGUCAGUUCAUUUACUAGAAUUUAUUUAUGUAAAGACUGGUGAUACCACUUCACUCAAAUUGCUACUAUGUAGUUUAACUCAUUUAGGAAGUAUUUGCUUUGAACUACACUCCUACAGUGUUGAAAACUUGGACGACAGCGUCAAAUCCUUCUUGGUCUUCAUCAAUCGAUUUCCUAGAUAAUGUUAGUUCGUAGUAGAAGCUUGCUAUGAUGAUCUAUUUAACUAAAUUACCGAUCAUAAUCGUAUAAUGUAUCUACGCACAUAUUCUGUGUGUAUGUAGACAUACGUUAUGUAUCAUGUGGUUUGUGGAAAUUUCAUCAGUUGCGCAGUCGAUAUGAGGUAGUGACGAUAGCUGUCACAGUAUAUUGUAAAUAUUCGUCUUCUAUUACUUAUGAGUAGCUUGGUUUAUUUGGUUUAAAUAAUGUGUAUGACAUCUACAUUCACCAAUAAAAUGAUAUCAUCAGAGAAUAAUGUUAAUACAGAUUUACUAAAAUAUUCUUAGAUCAUUUUGAAUAUCCAUAAAAGGACUUUCUCAUUAUGGUGGGGGAAUAAAACCACAGGCAGCUUUUUAUGAAAUUAUCAUAAACUAAGUUACUUAAAAACAUGACAUUUUUCACUACUUAAUGAUCAGUCGAUUGUAAAUAUCUCAGUCCUACAAAAAAGGUCAGUGGCUACCCGACUAGUUUUUUGGUAACGUCUAAAAAUGUAAGAUCGGGUGACGGGGGAUUGAACUCUUCAGAGAACACCAGUCCUCUCAAUGAUACAGGUACAUUCUGCUGAUGAGUGUUAAAUAGCAGGAAAUCUAAGGUUUCAUAUAAACUACCUUCAACCACCACCUUACAUCUCAAUACAGUGCACGGGAUGUUGGGUCACUUAAAUCAGUGAAUUUGUCGUAACUUGGUGAACAGGAUUUGAUCAGAAUUAAACAAACAUGACGUUGAUCAUUACUUAGUUAUCAAUCAACUGGAAAUACAAUACACUAUAAUCUUUUUUUUUUCACGCUCAGAUGAGUGGAAUCACUUUUUAUAUUGCUAUCAUAUCCUCAUAAACUGGAUAGUCUGAUUUUAAAGGCUACACUACUCAGAUGGAUUACUUUCACAAGACGCGACAUGCUUUUUGUUGUUAAACGAGGGGAUUCUGCGCAUGAGGUCCUAGGUAGAGUGCUUUCUCAUGAACAUAGAAAUAUAUAAUCUCAUACAUAAACAGUAUACACUCACUCACAUUUCAAGAAUCAUAGAGUUCUACUAUGGUAAUGUACUGCUGCAUAAAUUUACUAAUGUUCUCACAGUUAUACCUACUGACUAUUACUAAACUUCUGAUGAAAUUACUAAUGAUGUAGUCAGGCGUAGAGUUUAGAUCAUCCCUUGAGUUUAAUCACUAAAGUUUAUGAGUUGAAUCCUUCCAAGUGAACCUUUUUGAUACCGGCUUUAUAAAUGAAUAAUUUCCAUACCACAAAUUGUUUUAUUGCCUAACUCAACAUGGCGAAAACUGUUCAGACUUACCUCGAUAGAAUUCAUAGAUUAUAGAACACGCAAUACUAAUAAUUUGUGCAACAGAACAGACAAACUUGAUUGCUUGAUCGAUGGUAAAUUUAAUUUAAAAGAGUUACUUCGGGGUUGAUCUAUAAGUAAUCAGUAUUAUUUGAAUUAAAGUCACUAUAUGAACUCACAUCCUCAUAUCGUCGGCUCGUACUAUAGAUUGUUCGGCUAUCCGAUAAAUUAUUGUCUAAUCAUAAAAGGUUACUGACGUUUAAUUUUAUGAACGCAACUAGGUGAUCAUGUACGGGUUAAUGUUCUACUACAUUAAUGUACACUAGUAGUGCUGUCAAACUGGUCAUAUAUAACUUCAACCAAAUGACUGAAAUUCACGUUGUUUGGUUUAGUAAAGCUUGUACCAACAUACAGUCAACCAAAGCUCAUCAACAAAAUGAUGUUGUAUAAUCUGUCAAAGUUAUUUGCUAGUAUUUGACUAGGCUAAUCGUUGAAUAUAAUCAAUUAGUAAUGAGUAAUAUUUGUGUAAUGAAGCUAUAACUGGAAUGCCUGUUAAUUCUUAUGUGAAAUAUUAAACUAGGUAUUCUCUAUUUUAUUUUUUAUAUUAGUAGACUAGUAGUGGUUACGAUCUCGACCGUCUCUGCUACCUUGAAGUGGUUGUCGGGCUUGUCUAUCGUGAUGAGCCAAUCAAGCCAUACUGGCUGGAACAUUCGUUCCUCAAGAUCCCACCGUGCCAGACAGGUCGGUUGAAGAGCGGUAAAACUAAAGGCAGCAAACCCAAGGUCCGAUGGCGAAGUGGUGCUGCUGACUUCACAGAGGUGUGAUGGCAGUAAGGUGUUUCCUUCAGAUAACCAGAAUGACAGCGGUGCUGCCAUCCCACAAGGAAGGGUGCGGUUAGAAAAGGUCAACCCUAAAAAUGCACAACUCGUCUUAUCUCACGGAUUUCCAUCUUCCGAGAUAAGGACCCAACAAACCCGGAGUUAACACGAAAGUUACUCGCAAAAACGUCGUGUGUGAUUGGCCUUAAGCAGUUGUCCCUUGUGCAUUGCGGUUACGCUCUCAGGUCACUAUGACAACCUCUAACCCAAUUUCCUUUUCAGGUAGCUCUAGAAGAACCCUUCCAUGAUGUGGACAACCAGGAAGUGAAAACCGCCCUCACAUGUCUAACAGCACUUAAGACCACUGUAUUCAUAAUCUCCCUCUUCAAUUCCUAUUAUUUCUCUUACCUCGACUUUCAACUCUAAACUUCCUCUUUUGGCUUCCUCUCCAAGUGUCACCAUAGCCAACGAUUCUAGUGCGCGAAACACUGUCCCAGGUCUACUGAAAGCUCGCUCCAUACUACACAUUGGGGCAUUCAGCGUACGCACCCUAUGUCAAAUCGGUCAGCGGGCCUCUUUGGCUAAAACUCUAAAAUCUCGUAACAUGGAUGUAUGCUGUGUCUCCGAAACACACAUACAGGAUCC